GCUUUAAUCUCUUAUGUUGGCGAAAAUGAGAGGAAAAAAAAAAAAAAAGGACUAGCCAGCGAUGUAAUCAGAGCCGGGUAGCUCGAAGCCGCCAACCCACUCGACCUCGUCUUCUCCGCCCAAUUACCGUGACAUCUCCUUCUCCAACUACAUCCCUCUACGCUCUCCCACGCAUAUACACAAUUUGUCUCUUCGUCUCCUCUCUCAAUUUGCAGUUAUGGCUUCUCCAUUUCUCUAUAGAGUUCCCCUCUCUAAACCCACCAGCACCAGCACCAGCACCUCCUUCUCCUCUUCCUCCUAAAUAUCCCCUUCCCUUCCAUUUCGCUCCCCUGCAUUUCCGGAGAAAUCCCGCCGGAGGGGGAUUUUGACUGUCCGAUCGAAGAUCCGCGAGAUAUUCAUGCCGGCACUCAGCUCCACCAUGACCGAGGGCAGGAUCGUAUCGUGGAUCAAGUCCGAAGGGGACAAGCUGAAGAGAGGUGAGAGCGUUGUUGUCGUCGAGUCCGACAAGGCGGACAUGGACGUGGAGACCUUCUAUAACGGAAUUCUUGCUGCCAUUGUUGUUCCCGAGGGCGAGUCUGCUCCCGUUGGUGCUGCCAUUGGUAUUCUCGCCGAGAAUGAGGUGGAACUCGAUGAGGCUAAAGCGCAAGCUGCCUCUAUUUCAGCAACGUCUUCUUCUUUUUCUUCGUCAUCUACCACUCAAGCAGUUGUUACGCCCACACCUCCUCCUGCUACUUCCACUCCCGCUCCGGCACUUGCGCAGCCACCAACAGCUCCUGCCGCUGUGGCCAGUGGGCCCAUGAAGAUCGUGGCAACGCCGUUCGCGAAAAAGCUGGCGAAACAGCACAAGGUGGAUGUCAAUUCAGUUGUGGGAACUGGGCCAUAUGGCAGGAUCACCGCUGCUGACGUGGAAUCAGCUGCAGGAAUUGCGCCUUCGAAGAAGAGUGCAGGUCCCGCUGUGCCUGCUGCAGAGCCUGUAGCGGCUCCACCGAAGGCUGCUGCUCCGGCGUUGCCUCCUCCACUUCCUGGAUCUACUGUUGUGCCAUUUACGACAAUGCAGUCUGCGGUGUCGAAGAACAUGUUAGAAAGUAUGUCAGUACCAACUUUUCGUGUUGGGUACCCUGUAUCUACUGACGCACUUGACGCACUAUAUGAGAAGGUGAAGCCCAAAGGUGUUACCAUGACCGCGCUGUUAGCAAAGGCUGCCGCGAUGGCACUUGUUCAGCACCCAGUAGUGAAUGCAACCUAUAAAGAUGGGAAGAGUUUCACUUACAAUAGCAGCAUAAACAUUGCAGUUGCCGUGGCAAUAAAUGGUGGCUUGAUAACCCCCGUUCUUCAGGAUGCGGAUAAGUUGGAUCUGUACUUGUUAUCUCAAAAAUGGAAAGAAUUAGUUGAAAAGGCCCGAGGGAAACAACUUCAGCCUCAUGAGUACAAUUCUGGGACUUUCACCGUGUCCAACCUGGGAAUGUUUGGAGUGGACAGGUUUGAUGCCAUUCUUCCUCCUGGCCAGGGGGCUAUCAUGGCUGUUGGAGCAUCAAAGCCCACUGUGGUUGCCAAUGCUGAUGGAUUCUUCAGUGUGAAGAGUAAAAUGCUGGUGAAUGUGACUGCUGAUCACAGAAUUAUCUAUGGUGCUGACUUGGCUGCCUUCCUUCAGACCUUUGCAAAGAUUGUAGAGAACCCAGAAAGCCUUGCACUAUAGAUGGCAUUAUGGAAUUCCUUCGAAUGCAUCCUGUUGGCUGAGCCUUAAUUAUUUGUUGGCUGAGAGGAAAUUCCAAUGCUUCUGUUGGACAGAGUACCCAAUAGAGGAAACCAGGUUUUGCAGCUUGCUGGCUCAGGUAUCAUCUUAAAAACUGCUGAGAGAUUUUGAUAGAAAUAUAUUCGAAGUUUUUUUUUUAAUUUUAAUAAACGCGUUUAGAAAUUGUUUCUUAGGAGGACCUAUAGUGUUAUCCCAAAUUAUUGCUGGGUAUUAUUAGAUGUUAAACUUGGCUGUAUAUUUUUUCUUUACAUCACUAGAAAAGGUUGGAAAGUAAUCCAAGAAAUAAAUGUUAUUCUCAA
Molecule: messenger RNA, 2052 nt
Organism: Tripterygium wilfordii
Lineage: Eukaryota; Viridiplantae; Streptophyta; Magnoliopsida; Celastrales; Celastraceae
Product: dihydrolipoyllysine-residue acetyltransferase component 4 of pyruvate dehydrogenase complex, chloroplastic-like
Exons: 6
Coding region: 398-1696 (432 amino acids)
Biological process (GO): pyruvate decarboxylation to acetyl-CoA
Cellular component (GO): chloroplast thylakoid; chloroplast envelope; pyruvate dehydrogenase complex
Molecular function (GO): dihydrolipoyllysine-residue acetyltransferase activity
Source: RefSeq, a predicted model, not a curated record